CGUAAACGUGUACUGUCCCGUUCCAGCUUAUUCCACUCCGCGUCACUGCGUCAACACUGAUCGUCAACACGCCAUCAGACCACUGCGCGGCACAACCCGCUCCACCCAGGCCUCUGACAGCUAAACCUACAAAAGGUGGUGAUAACAGACCAGCCUCAUCCACCCACCAGCCAGCCGUCGGGCCUGGCCUUUGUUUACCUGCUUCCCAGGUGAGAGGUGAGCAGGGGGGGGCCGGGCCCUCCCUCGCCGGUAGGAGGAUGCCUGUGGAAGGUGGUAGCAGCAGCGGCUCGGCUUCGGCCGCCCGACACCCCAAGCAGAAGCGUAAGGCUCACAGUUUGUCCAUCCGCCGCACCAACAGCAUAGAGGACCGGCUGCCCGGCUUCCAGAGAGGAGACAUGCUGGAGGGACAGGACUCCAAGCUGCCCCCCCCUCUGCGGAACAACCUCCUGGACCUUUUUGGCCAGAUAGAACGCGAGUUUGAAAACCUCUACAUUGAAAACCUGGAACUACGCCGGGAAAUCGACUCUCUGAACGAGCGUCUGACCGGAGACGGACAGGCUAUUGAGGGAGGAGACCCCACCAAGGGAGCUUUGAAAACUAAAGCCAGCCACAGCACCAGUCAGCUGUCACAGAAGCUGAAAACCACCUACAAAGCCUCUACCAGCAAGAUCGUGUCCAGCUUUAAAGCCACCGCGGGCUCUCGAGCUUUGUGUCAGCUGCUCAAGGAGUACGUGGGCCACCGGGACGGCAUCUGGGAUCUCAGCAUCACCCGCACCCCGCCGGUGGUCCUGGGCACCGCCUCCGCAGAUCACUCAGCUCUGCUGUGGAGCAUAGAGACAGGAAAAUGUCUGCUGAGGUAUGCUGGCCAUGCAGGAUCAGUCAACUCCAUCAAGUUCCACCCCACAGAGCAGAUGGCCCUCACAGCCUCUGGGGACCAGACAGCUCACAUCUGGCGCUACAUGGUGCAGCUUCCUGCCCCCCAGCCACCACCAGAUGUCAGUGCUCCAUGUGAUGACGACCAGGACUCGUCGGACAGAGAAGAAGGUGAGGUGGACGGCGAGGGCCCCUGCGAGGUCCCCACCGUCCGGCUCGCUACGGCGACCAUGAAGAGCCACCAGGGCGUAGUGAUCGCAGCUGAUUGGUUGGUGGGAGGCCGGCAAGUGGUGACCGCUUCCUGGGAUCGGGCUGCCAACCUGUACGAGGUGGAGACGUCUGAACUGGUUCAUGCGCUCACUGGACACGACCAGGAGCUGACCCACUGCUGCACCCAUCCCACCCAGCGGCUGGUGGUCACCUCCUCCAGAGACACCACCUUCAGACUGUGGGACUUCAGAGACCCCUCCAUACACUCUGUCAACGUCUUCCAGGGACACACUGACACGGUGACGUCGGCGGUCUUCACGGUGGGCGACAACGUAGUUUCGGGAAGUGACGACCGCACGGUCAAGGUGUGGGAUCUGAAGAACAUGAGGUCGCCAAUAGCAACCAUUCGCACUGACUCGGCAGUGAACAGGAUCAGCGUCUCUGCCAACCAGAGGAUCAUCGCUCUGCCACACGACAACCGGCAGGUCCGACUGUUCGACAUGAGCGGAGUGAGGCUGGCCAGACUCCCACGCAGCAACAGAAUGGGUCACAGGCGAAUGGUGUGUUGCACGACGUGGAAUGAAGAGAACCAGUCCUGCAACCUGUUCACCUGCGGCUUCGACCGGCAGGCCAUCGGCUGGAACAUCAACAUCCCCGCCCUGCUGCAGGAGAAGUGAUGCCACUGACACACUCGCGUGCACAACAGAAACACACACACAGUAGAGCAGGAGACGGUACACACACGCACACAAUGUAAUCUUUGGUCUCCCACCUGCUUGCAUGUAUAAAGUGUUUACACAUUGAAGCACUUUAGUCGUUAUGUAUGUCACAGAUUUUCAGCUGCUGUUGUGUGGAGGAAAUUACUUUUGAGGAAGCCGCUACUGACAUUCAAUAUUCUACUGAUGGAGACAUCUCAUUGUUCACGGUUUUAAAUGACCGACGUGGUUCCAAGUGUGUGUGAGGCCAAAGAGCUGAACUCCGGUAUUCGACCCCUUCACUUUACUAAGCAUGCGUUGUUUCAAGUCCUUUUCUGAUAUAAAGUAUAGAAGUAUAUAUAUUUCCAGUCACAGGCUGCUGUUCACAUCACUGUUGUUUAGUUCCUGCUGAGUGGUUCCUCCUGCAUGCAGAUAAUCUUGGUUUGCUAAUGUUACCUGACUGGAUGUGAGAGAACCAUGAGCAGAGUUUGUAGGAAAUGAUAUGAAGGUUUGUAAAUGUUAUUUUGUGGCCUGAUUAUGUGACCUGUGUUGCAGGUCGUUGCUACUUUGUGGAUUAAGUGUCUUACAGUGAUCGACCUUUUAAGGUGGAGUUUGGUUCUGUGAAAUGUUUUUAUCCUUUUAGUGAGACUUGAAAUAUUCUUGUCAUUGAACAUAAUAUAUAUUAUUGAGGCCUGACAGAUGACUUCCACAGCAAGCAGGCUGCUGGCUUAUUCAUUUUUAUUAUAAUUUACUGCUGUCUUGCCUGAAAAUGUUCACCAAUUUUAAAACGUAAGUCCUUGCCUUUACCUUGGAUGCUUUUCAAUUCACAACCGGCCUCCAUAUUUCCAUAUUUUGUUUUGAGUUUUCCAAUUGAUUCUUUAACUCUGCCUUGUUGAAUGUUUAGAGGAAGAUAUCGUUUGUAAAGUGUUUCUCAAUUCUGCACCUCUGUCAGACUGCUGAGUAUGAAGAAUCAAGGCAAUACUGGGUAUGUGAAUGAGAUGGGUUCAACAUCCUCAUAAUCUAGUACUCUCAAUGUGCUGCAGGUUUGGGCGUCACUACUUUUAGCCAUAUUUAGCGCUCCUACAUCUUCAGUAUGAGUGAAAUACAAACCCGUCCUCUUCAGCCUGUCUUGCUGUAAUGUGUCAUUUCUGUGCUUCAGUAACAGCCUGUCGAUAUGAAACUAUCGUGUUUGCACUUUGCAUUGAACCCCUUCGCCUUGUGUGACCUCUGUCUUGCUUUUGAUGUCCUAAGUCUUCAUCCAAAUUCAGAAGCAAUAACCCAGAUGCUUUAUGUUUCUGGUGCUCCGAGUGAAGCUCAGAUUUGUUCCCUUAACAUGAAGUCUGCUGUAGUUUUUGAUCUUCAGAUGUGAUUUUUCACUGCUGUAAAACAUGAUGUUGUGCGACUGGUGUAGAUGUGGCUCAGUGUACAUAGUUAUGCAUAACUUACCCCAAAGUUGGCUUCAGACCUCACAUUUGAGAGUGUGGAUGGGUAUCGAGGUGGCAUGAAGGUAAUAAUGAACAUAAUGAAAUGCCUUACCGUUGCAUGGAGAGCGGUGCAUCAGCCUUAUCCACCAGAGCAUCAAUGCACUGUUCCAAAUGCAUGUUAAAAAAGAGAAUUGUGUUUCACUGCGCUGUGUGUCAUUUCCAGAACUCAAUCUCGCGGCCAGUGAUUUCAGUGUCAUUGUGAUCUGGAGGUAGAAAGCCAAGUCCUAUUUUCGCCCCACAAAUGAAUUCCAACUUGAAGGAAAAUUAUCUUGUAUUGAUGCACAAAGAUAUUGCGAACCAGACUUUAGGGGUUGAGUAAGAAGUGGAUGGGCUGCACCAGGCCCAAUCAUAUCCCUCAAAGUUCAUUAUGCGAUUUACUUUGCAUACUUCAUUGUGAGCUACGUGCUCUCGGACACUUUCCAAUAAAACUUGUGAUUUCCUUUCCCAGUC
Molecule: messenger RNA, 3712 nt
Organism: Gasterosteus aculeatus aculeatus (three-spined stickleback)
Lineage: Eukaryota; Metazoa; Chordata; Actinopteri; Perciformes; Gasterosteidae
Product: WD repeat-containing protein 37
Molecular function (GO): protein binding
Source: RefSeq, a predicted model, not a curated record